AGAGUGUUUUUUUACCUAAAUUCUAUCUUAUUAUUUACUGAUUUUUCCCCCAGCUAUGCAAGUGGAAUCUGCACAAGUGACGAGAAUGUGGAUGUUGUGUCUCACUCUAAAUUAGUGCAAGCCUGUCAAGAAAAAAAUGAUGUAUCAACACACACAAAAAGACCAGAUAUUACAAUUGAAGAUAUACAAGACAGUGAUGAAAAAAUAAUGUUUUACACGGGUUUACCAUCAUUUCUCAUUUUUAACUCUCUAUUUUUAACCCUCAUUGAAUUUGGUGCAGAUAAGUUAUGUUCAGCAAAACCAAACACCUUUAAAAAUGACACUGGAAAAAAACGGAAGUUGAGGUCUGUUGAUGAAUUUCUUUUAGUGAUGAUGAGACUUAGACUUGGCUUACUUGUGAAAGACCUAGAAUAUAGAUUUAAAAUAUCUGGUAGUUCUGUUUCAAAAAUAUUCAAUUCUUGGAUAGUUUUUAUGUACAAGUAUCUUCAAUCAUUAGUGUAUUUGCCCAAAUUAGAAGUAUUGCAGAAAUCAAUUCCAUCUUGUUUUACACACUUUAGAGACACUAGGAUAAUUCUUGAUUGUACUGAAAUUUUUAUUCAAACACCAUCUUCAUUGGAAAAUAAAUCAGUUACUUAUUCAAAUUAUAAAUCUCAUAAUACAUUCAAAGUGUUAGUUGGAGUCAGCAUGACUGGAGCUACUGUCUUUGUGUCUAAACUUUGGGGAGGCUCUGCCUCUGAUGUACAGAUCACAAGAGAAAGCAGUUUGCUACAGAUGUUGGAGAAGGGAGAUGCUGUAAUGGUAGAUAAAGGGUUCAUUCAUUUAAAAUCAGAUCUUAAAAAACUUGUGUCAAGUUGUAUUGUCCACCCUUUAAAACAAAAUCUCAAUUUUCAAAGGAAGAGGUUGAUUUGACAAGGCGCAUUGCAUCUGCAAUAAUUCAUGUUGAGAGGAGGAUGGAGCAAAUUAAAAAUUUUAGAAUUCUUCAGGGCGUGUUGCCACUUGCUAUCAACAAGGUCUCAAAUGAAAUCAUUUUUGUUUGCAGCGCUUUAACUAAUUUAAUGCCACCAUUAGUGAAGUAAAUUAAAUUGCUUUAAUGUGAUCCCUGAAUGGCAAACUUAUAGUUGCAGCUUUGUCUGCAAUAAUAUAGAGAAUAAUAGGUUAGUGCUGUGGAUGGAGCAAGUUUGAGGCAAGGCGUAGGAAUUUAUCUGGUGAGCAGAAGGCAAACCAGAUAACAACCGAAGCUGAGCCAGAUAAAUUGUCUUCAUCUGUGAAAUCUGGAAACAAAGUGAUCACUCUUACUACCAUUCUAUUUAUCCUGUCAAUAUUUUUCCAUGCAGUCAUAUGUUUAAAAUUCACAUUUUAAAACUAAUUGAAACGCCAGUCUCAUAUGCAAGAAUACUUUUUGCAGUAUGUAGGUAAAAAACUCUUCAGAUGUAAAAUUCCAUAGCUCUUAUACAUAUUUUAUUCAUACAUGUACAUUAUUUUGUCUGGAGUAUGCCUGCAGAGUAAGAGAUAUAAACUUGAAACUAACUUUAUUGAUACAUGGAUAUUAUUGAGUUUUUUUGAGGAGAUGUAGACAACACUACAUGUAUAACUGUUAUUCUGACUUUUAUAUUUUAUGGAAAUUUCUACUUUAAUGGGAUCCAAAUUUAAUGUCCAUUUUUUAUUGUGAACAAGCUCACUACUAGGUGACUUAUGAGAUUAUUGCAAAAAAAAAAUGUUUUAAGUUAUAAACUAUAUGUAAUGUCAUUGACCAUAAGUAAAAUGAGUUGUGAGUGAGAGUAAUACAUGUACUUUCUUGAAAACAUAUUUAACUUUGAUUUUCAAAAUGAUCUCAGCUUUUAUAGAUUUUUGUCUGCAUCAUAAUUUUUGUCUCAUCUUUUUUUCUAGAGCAGUAAGAUUUCUUAACAAAUUGUACCUUUUUGAGGAAUAAAUGUAAGCAAUACGACCACUUUUUCUUAUCUUAAAUUUAAAUUUCAUUCACUGAAAAAUAUUCUAUGAGCCUUUCUACAUACAAAGUUUAUAACUCAUUUGUUUCAUCAUAAAAUUUUUUCUUGUUCAAAUGUUGUAAGGAAUUGAAAAACUACAAAGAACUGUUUUAAUUUAAUUUAUUUAUCACUACAGAGUGUACUUGUGGUUACAUUCAGCAUAAUUUUUUGAAUAAUGUACUUAGUGCAUGUACAUGACAUUUUACAUGUUAAAGAUUCAAGUAAUACUGAUUUUCUACAAAUAUAUAAAAACAAUUGUUACACAUUAUAUUUAAUAAUAUCAUCAAAUGACUAAAAGUCCGGAAAAAUAAUAUGAAAAUGUUGUACAACUUUGUGAAAAUGUAUUCCGUCUUUUCCAAACUCGGUAAUUGACUAGGUUGUCUCCCUUGUGGGUAGGUGUAGUUUACUUCCGGUUUAAGUUUUUACAUGAAAUGUAUAUCAAUAUUAGAAAUUGUUUUUAACAAUAUGUCCUUAUUAUAUUUUGUCAUGCUUUGAUAACAGUGCAAAUGUACACUUUUGUUUUCACAAUCUGUUGCCAUUUACUCAAAAUGCCAUUGAAUUUCAAUAUGAAGAAAUAAAAAAUUCUUCCAAUA
Messenger RNA from Ruditapes philippinarum (Manila clam), 2578 nucleotides. RefSeq lists its product as uncharacterized. The transcript has a single exon. Lineage: Eukaryota; Metazoa; Mollusca; Bivalvia; Venerida; Veneridae. The record is from RefSeq and is a predicted model, not a curated record. The annotation marks the transcript as partial.